AUGGCGCAUGAGAACCCGUUUGCGCCGCGAUCAAUACCGUGGAAUGGCUACCAGGCUGGACCAUAUCAUGAUGAUAUACCGCCUCUUAGACAGGAGCCUCAACCAAUGUGGAAUCCAGCAGUUGAUUAUUUCACGACGAAACCAGGUCCUUCGCCCGCAGUCCCGCAACAUCCAUAUCCUUACCCGGAUCCAAGGACUCAGUACCACGGGGACUACAUGCCCGCCCAGCACCCGCCUGAUCCGUAUCCAGUAUCUGAGCCCGUCCUUCCGUCUCGAACACGGCGGCGGCCGCCGCCUCCGACGACCGAAGUUCCUUCGCAAGACCAGAACUUUGAGCACCUUCAGAGGCGGCUAAAGGCCAUGGAGAUAGACAACCGUCACGAGAAGAGCUUGCGUCAAGCCAGGAAAGAGCAGGAACGAGCCGAUCGGCAGAAGAUGGACAUGGAAACCAAGUUUGAUCAGUUGCGGAUGGGCAUUGAGAGAAGCUUUAAGGCUGAUAUCCGAGACGCAGUCCAUGACAUCCGAAGAGAGAUCCAGCUAAGUCAAUCCGAGUCACAAUCAGAGCCUGGCAGAAUGCCACCAGGGACGGACAGAGGCAGGAGAGGCUACACCGCACCAGCUCGGUCUAUCCACGGCAAUCGAGGUGUCUGGGAAGGAAGACAGGAGAGGGAGCAGGACCUUUUGAGCCAAGAGUUUGCUCAGUUUAUGGAAGGGAAGAGAAGACUCCAUCCACAGGUAUCCACUCCAGGAGUGGUCUUUGGCAACGGAGCGCAAGCGGGCCCAGGGUCAGCACGAGGGUCCCGGAUGGAUCCUGAAGUGCGGAGCGAAAUCGAGACCAUCAUCUACGACAUGUUUGGAGGGCCUGACAUGGUAGAGCAAUUCCAGCGGCGAGCGCCAUCGCGGUCGGUGAACAGAAGAGCAGCUUCAGACGUCUACAAUCCUCGCACCGCAUCACAAGCCGACCCAUGGGACUGGCACCAUGGGGCCUAUAACCGCGUGAACCCUGCCUUGACCGAUCCAAAUGUCCCUCGACGCUCGCCAGUUCGGGUGACCUUCGAGCAGGACGCCUAUGCCAGACCGAUAGCAGCAACCAAUCGUCCAACCGAUGAGAGGGACUGGUUAGGAGUACCGCCUAAAUCGCGAAAGCUCCGCCGCCGACGAGAGGACGCGGGGGGUGGACCAACUGCUUCUCAGCUGCAGAACGCCGGUCGCCAGCAACCACCACCACCACUUGAAACAAGUGGUGCAAGGCACCAUGCCGGCAUGAGCGCGCAGGAUGCCCGAUUCUGGGGCGAAGUGGUCAACGGUGAGGUCAGCGCCAGCGCCAACGCAAUGGCAUACCAGGAGAACAUAAACAACAACGGAGUGCAGCAAGGUUGGUCAGGCAAUCCGGCCAGACCAUUGACUCAGCGUGACCGGUACAGAAGUGCUGCUACAUACGAAGACGAGUACGCCGGUGAGAGCUUCACGGACGACGAGUCUGACACCUCGGACAUGUUCCCUAAGCGCGAUGCGAGUUAUCCGGAGUUCCCAGCCGGGCACCCGGACCUGAGGCAUCAUGUUCAGCUACCUCGGGCUCCAGACCCUGCGCCGUUUCUUCGACAACACGGGAUUUAG
This is a messenger RNA of Colletotrichum spaethianum, 1617 nucleotides long. RefSeq lists its product as uncharacterized. The record is from RefSeq and is a predicted model, not a curated record. NCBI's taxonomy places the organism in Eukaryota, Fungi, Ascomycota, Sordariomycetes, Glomerellales, Glomerellaceae. The transcript has a single exon. Bases 1 to 1617 code for a protein of 538 amino acids.